AUGUUUUUCUUUGGAUCCCAGCUGAUACACGAUCCAAUGUGCAAGAAAGCCUUCAAUGGAAAGUGCAAGCCUUUCAGCAUUUUGAAACGGAGACUGCAGGGAAUCACCACUGUGAAGAAGCAGCCCCCACAAAAGCUGUAGUUAAAAUUGAAGUGUAGAUGGAGGAGAAGAUCAGAGGAUUUUGUUAAUACUUUUCAAUCAGCCAAGCAAGUCACAAAAGCUGUGAAGGAAGGCCACCCUCUUCUACCGCCUCCCCCGCCAAGCAUGAAUCCAGACUACAUUCAGUGUCCACACUGCUCACGGAGGUUUGGUGGGGCUGCAGCACAGAGGCACAUGGAGUUUUCUGAAGAACAAGCUGUCUACCAUGCUGCAAAGAUCCCUGUACAGGCUUUGGUACAUGCUGAAUGUCAGCUGGGAGUUGCCCAUAACUGGAACCCUUUGUCUGAUGAAAAAGUGACAGACUAUGAUAAUACAAAAAAGUUGGGACAACAAUUUCCUCAGGCUCUUCUGCAAUUGGAUUCCAGGGACAAGCAACCAUUGACCCAGAGAAAAACUCCAACAUAAACACCUGCUGUGUUAUCGCUUCUGGAGAGAGUACAAAAAGGUGCCAACACAGAAAAAUCUAGCCUAGAGACCUCUUUAGAAGUACUGAAGAAGACUGGAAAAUCUUUGGGUUUAUCUACUGGGAAAAAUUCUUCAGGAAAGUUUGGGUAA
Empidonax traillii (willow flycatcher) is the source of this 714-nucleotide messenger RNA. It is a transcript of the gene ZC2HC1B, whose product is annotated as zinc finger C2HC-type containing 1B. NCBI's taxonomy places the organism in Eukaryota, Metazoa, Chordata, Aves, Passeriformes, Tyrannidae. The record is from RefSeq and is a predicted model, not a curated record.